Molecule: messenger RNA, 216 nt
Organism: Encephalitozoon hellem ATCC 50504
Lineage: Eukaryota; Fungi; Microsporidia; Unikaryonidae
Exons: 2
Coding region: 1-216 (71 amino acids)
Source: RefSeq, a predicted model, not a curated record
AUGGCAAGCGCGAAGCUACUGAUGGUGGCAUCAACAAUGGCAUAUGGAUAUGUAUUUUAUACGCUUGUUAUAAAGGUAAGUUAUAUUCCAAAUCCAACUGUCGCUGAAGAUAUAUUAAUCGCGCUAUCCUCUAUCAUCCUAUCCAGCAUUUUCUUGAUACAUGCUGUUUUAGGCUUUGAUGAGGAAAAGACAAAGCCUAUGCAGCAGGGAUCAUAG